AUGUCGAACCCCGCGCAACCCUACGAGUCCACUCGACGGAUGACCGUCUAUAGCCGCCAGCCAGAGGAGCUUCAUAUCCCGUCCGGGGCCCAGACGAAUACAAAUUUGCAGCGCCAAUCGGUGUCUCACGAAUUAUCGACGGCCACUGAGCCCCCAAUGAACAAUCUCCCUUCCAUCAACGUCCAGCCUUCGAGCGCCCAGCCAAGUCACUAUGGGGCUGGUACCAGCAGUGGCAGCGGUGCUCUCCCAGGAGCACUUCAACCAGGGAACGUGCACCGCCCUCCGGCAGUGUCUAUGAACACAGCGCCUUCUGCGCUCCCAACGCUUCCUCAACUAUCUACCCAGCUGCAACCGCAGGCAUCGCAACAGCCACCGACAACCCCCCGUUCGGGCAUGGUCAAUUCGCACGGUCAUUCCAGAUCCAGUCCUUCGAACCUUGAACAACCCACAUAUAGACCGCACGGAGUGACAGAGAACUCCAGAUAUGCAUCAUCACCCGGUACGGGUUUCCAGCCUCAUACUCCGCAAGGAGCGAAAUACUCCCCGCUUGGGUUGGCCGAUAUACGUCCGUCUGGGGACCUCCUGAGUGAUGCGAUCCACAGUUCGAGCAUGCUUCCAAUUAAUGGAGAUACUCAGGUUCCAACGAAUAGCAACUACAUCGCUCCUUGGCCCAUAUACGCGAUGGAUUGGUGUAAAUGGCCAAUCUCAGGAAGCUCUGGCUCCUUUGGCGGCAAGAUCGCACUAGGAAGCUACUUGGAAGAUAACCACAACUAUAUACAAAUCAUUGAUACCCAUUUGACGCAACCAGACCCAGAUACACCAGAUGUCGCGGCGGGAGACGUGAAACUAGAGUAUGUCAAAACCGCGGAAGCCACACAUUCUUAUCCUGUCACGAGAAUCCUCUGGGAACCGCCCUCGUCCCAGAAGCAAUCGACAGACCUACUUGCGACGUCCGGCGACCACCUACGAUUGUGGUCAUUACCCACCACCCAGCCCUUGCAUAGCUCCAACUCAAUUACACGUCCUGCAAGUCACCGGGAUCCGCCGGCCGCCAAACUUUCCCCUUUAGCAUUGCUAUCGAAUUCAAAGUCUCCCGAACAUACUGCCCCUAUCACCUCCCUUGACUGGAACACGAUCUCUCCCAGCUUGAUCAUCACCUCUAGCAUCGACACGACCUGCACAAUCUGGGACAUUCCUACACUCACAGCCAAGACACAGCUGAUCGCGCACGACAAGGAGGUAUAUGACGUUCGAUUCUGUGCGAAUAGCGUCGACGUCUUCGUCAGCUGCGGCGCCGACGGUAGUGUGCGCAUGUUCGAUUUGCGCAGCCUGGAGCACAGCACGAUCAUCUACGAGCCGACUGAGAAGAACGACAAAUUAAUGAGCCCUGGAAACGGUAGCCCUUCAGCUCCAUCCAAUUCCGUCUGGCCCCCGCCACUUUUACGUAUCGCAGCAUCACCACACGACGCUCACCUUCUUGCAACGUUUUCUCAAGACUCCAACAUCGUCCGCGUGCUCGAUGUCCGGCAGCCGGGCCAAGCCAUCGUCGAGCUCAAAGGCCACGCCGCACCCAUCAACUGCGUCGAGUGGUCCCCAAACAGACGAGGAGUCCUCGCCUCCGGCGCGGACGACUGCUUCGUCCUCCUGUGGGAUCUGAUCAAUCAGCACAAUGCCGCACCUGUGCCCCCCGUCGUGCAAAACCCAGGCACACCGUCAACCACUUCCGAACGGGGGCCAGCUGCAGCCUGGCAAUGCGAUUAUGAAGUCUCAAACCUGAGCUGGUCGCCUCAGGGGGGGACGACCGGCUCCGGCCACCCAAGGGAUUGGUUAGGGGUUUGUGGAGGCCGAGGCGUGUGGGGUGUUGCAUUAUGA
Aspergillus thermomutatus is the source of this 1872-nucleotide messenger RNA. RefSeq names its product WD repeat protein. Gene Ontology annotation, molecular function: protein binding. Bases 1 to 1872 code for a protein of 623 amino acids. The transcript has 4 exons. NCBI's taxonomy places the organism in Eukaryota, Fungi, Ascomycota, Eurotiomycetes, Eurotiales, Aspergillaceae. The record is from RefSeq and is a predicted model, not a curated record. Gene Ontology annotation, cellular component: nucleus.